Messenger RNA from Ilex paraguariensis (yerba mate), 2196 nucleotides. The record is from the annotation of a GenBank genome assembly. Lineage: Eukaryota; Viridiplantae; Streptophyta; Magnoliopsida; Aquifoliales; Aquifoliaceae.
CUCUUCCCCCCAAAAUAGGUAUGAGAGAAGAUUUUAUUUUACCAUUUUCGCACUUCUCGCUCAGAAGAUAGAUCUCCAAAUGUUCGAAAUUUUGAUAAAAUCCCCAAACGAAGCCGCUCAAAUCGAAAGUGUUUGAUUAUUUGAAAGUAUGGAGAUAGAUUCGGCUCCGAUGAGUCGUUGCUCCAAAGAACACCAGAAGAUCUAUCAGGAAUGGUUUAAUUAUGCUGAUUCAGAUAGCGAUGGACGACUUACUGGAGGAGAUGCCACCAAAUUUUUUGCCAUGGCCAACUUGCCUCGACCAGAUCUCAAGCAGGUGUGGGCGAUUGCAGACUCAAAACGACAAGGCUUUCUUGGUUUUAAAGAGUUCAUCACUGCAAUGCAGUUAGUAUCUUUGGCACAAGCUGGGCAUCCACCAACUAAUGAUCUCUUAAGUGCUGAAGUUGACUUUGAAAAUUUGAAACCUCCAGUCAUGGAGGGUUUGGAUGUAUUGCUAGCUAAGAAAAAGCAAACUGCGAAAACAAGUGAUCCCGAAUUGAAUGGUAGUUCUCCAGUGCAAACUUCUCCGUCAGCUCAUUGGUUUACAUCUUCAAAAUCUGCCAAGAAGGUAUCUUUAACUUCUGUUACGUCAAUCGUCGAUGGUUUGAAAAAGUUGUAUAUUCAGAAGCUGAAGCCAUUAGAAGUUACAUAUCGUUUCAAUGAUUUUGUAUCCCCCUUAUUGACAAAUAGUGAUUUCGAUGCCAAGCCGAUGGUGAUGCUUUUAGGUCAAUAUUCCACUGGUAAAACAACAUUCAUCAAGCAUUUGCUUAGAAGUAGUUAUCCAGGUGCUCACAUUGGACCCGAGCCAACAACAGAUAGAUUUGUUGUUGUUAUGAAUGGACCUGAUGAAAGGAGUAUCCCAGGGAACACGAUCGCAGUUCAAGCAGACAUGCCUUAUAGCGGCUUGACAACUUUCGGAACAGCAUUUUUAUCGAAAUUUGAAUGCUCUCAAAUGCCACAUCCUCUGUUGGAGCACAUUACUUUUGUGGAUACUCCUGGAGUUUUAUCAGGAGAAAAGCAACGAACACAACGAAGCUAUGAUUUUACUGGUGUGACUUCGUGGUUUGCUGCGAAGUGUGACCUCAUUCUAUUACUGUUUGAUCCUCACAAACUCGACAUCAGCGAUGAAUUUAAACGGGUUAUUUCAUCUUUACGAGGUCACGAUGACAAGAUACGAGUGGUUUUGAACAAGGCUGAUCAAGUUGAUACGCAGCAACUGAUGAGGGUAUAUGGAGCAUUAAUGUGGUCCCUUGGGAAGGUUCUAAAUACGCCUGAAGUUAUGCGUGUUUAUAUUGGCUCAUUCAACGAAAAACCUAUAAACGAGGCUGCUGCGGGUCCAAUUGGGAAAGUGCUUUUCGAGAAAGAACAAGAUGAUCUUCUUACCGAUUUAAAAGACAUACCGAAGAAAGCUUGUGAUCGUCGAAUCAAUGAAUUUGUGAAACGUGCUAGGGCUGCUAAGAUUCAUUCUUAUAUCAUUAGCCAUCUUAAAAAGGAGAUGCCUGCAAUGAUGGGCAAAGCAAAGACUCAGCAGAGACUUAUUGAUAAUCUUGUAGAUGAAUUUGGAAAGGUACAUCUUCUCUCUCUCUCGUGCAUGCUUUUUUUUUUUUUCAAGUUAUAUAUUGAAAUUUAUCGGCUCGUCGGUACCUCCUUUUCUUCCUUUUUCUUCUCCCAUACCCUUCUUAAAAUAGGUUCAAAGGGAGCACCAUUUACCAGUUGGUGAUUUUCCAAAUGUUGAACAUUUUAAAGAGGUCUUGAGUGGUUACAACAUAGAUAAGUUUGAGAAGUUGAAGCCUAAAAUGAUACAAUCUGUUGAUGACAUGCUUGGUUAUGACAUCCCGGAGCUUCUCAAGAGUUUCCGAAAUCCCUAUGACUAGAAACAAGCUUUUUGGUAGAGAGAUUUGGACAGCGGUAAGAUCGGUGGUAAUGGUGCAGUCUUGCUCAGAUGUCACUGCAAUAUAUGUAUUUAAUUUUUAUAAAUAAAUUUUGAGCUUUCCUUGAUUUGAUUUUGGCAUUAAGAUCUGAACAAUUAUUUAUAUCUUCCAAUGUCGUAUGUUGGAAAUCAUGGCCAUUAGUAAUAUCUCUGUAUACUGCCUACUCUCAAUUUUAUUUAUUUUUAGAUGUUUCAGAUGUUCAAGAACAUCGAUUAUUUGUAAGGGUGUC